AUGCGGUCUCCAGUGUUGAAGCAAGCAAGCAACCUGGUUGCAAGGGCACCAUUCGCUCUCGACUCUUACAGUCCGCCCAAUUGUAGACUUUAUCACCGCCCGCGGUUAGGAGGCACGCGCCAAGAAGAGGCCUUGCAAACUGCCCUCUCCGCCGUCCGCCAUUCAUCCAGCAAUCAGGCCCGCGAGAGGCAACGGGCAGAAGACAGAGACUUCAUUGUGUCUGUCUUAGAGGCCUCGGCUACUCGUCGUGACGCCAAAGGCUAUCUUCAAAAAUACGCUCCUCAGUCUGGCGAGGAUGGUUCCAAUAGGCGCAAAGUUUCAGAGACGCAAGAGGCGCCUGACCAAACCUAUUCGUCCGUUCGAGUAAUCAACCAGGCACCGAAGUUCAUUCAGGGCACGGAGUUCAAGGCCGAAACCGCUAUUCCAGUAGAUGAACCCAUUAACUUGGCAAUUGUCAAGAUACGGCUUCCUCAGGAUGUUGACGACGAAAUGCUGAGUGCUAUCGCUAAAACCUUGACCCAACUAAGAAAGUUAGGUCUCGUUAGCCUUAUUGUCCUGGAUGAAGGGCGAGCGUCGUCCCGAAAGCUUCUCCGAGAGCAAUCAUGGCGAGUCCAGCAAGCCAUUGAGACAUUUGGCGAGCAGGGUAGCAUCCUGCUUGACCAGUGCAUUGCCGGGGCCGAAUCGCAGACGGCGCAAACAAAGGGCUUCAUGCCAUCGGGUGUUUAUGUCCAGCACCCGCACCUUCUACUACGAGCUCUGCGAGACAAUGCCAUUGUUGUCGUGCCACCAGUCAUCAUGGCACAUAACAUGAAGAGCAUUGACGUGGUGGACGCCGACGAAACUAUCAUUGCGCUCACCAAAUUUUUCUGCGGUCUUCAGUUCAGCGCCUCUGACAGCCCCAUUGGAGCGCCUGACUCCAGUUCCAGCCCUGGUGCCAAGGUUGCUUCAGUCGAAAAGGUCAUCAUUCUGGACCCGGCUGGAGGUACACCUCUGUCUGAUGCGCAUGAUGGCUCGUGUCAUCGAUACAUCAACCUCGACCAAGAAUUUGAGGGCAUCAUGUAUGGCCUUACACACCCUUCAGGAUCGGAAGCACGGCGAGGUAAAUACCCCGAGAAUGUGCGGCAGCUCCACGCCCGGAACCUCGACCUUUCGAAGAAGGUGCUUGCAAUGUUGCCCUCAACUUCUUCUGCCAUCAUCAGCACCCCGUCUGCUGCAGCAAACAAGCCGAUCCAGCAGUUCACCAGUGUCACGACACGUAACCGGCAAAACCCCUUGAUUCAUAACCUCCUGACGGACAAGCCCGUCUUUUCGUCAUCGCUACCGCUCGAUCGGGUCCGCUCCGGAAAAAAGAGCGACAUGAUGUCCGGCGAGACCCAUUUGGCAACUUUAGUCAAACGCGGCAUGCCGCUUACGGUUUAUCCCGAUCCCACAAUCAGUGCCUGGGUUCCUCCUCGGCCAGGCGGCCCGCGCUUGAGGCUCACAGACACCUGUAUAGACAUGCCACGACUGGUCAAUCUUAUCAACGACUCCUUCAAUCGGGAAUUGGACGUUGAGCACUAUCUAGAGCGCGUCAAUGAUAACCUGGCCGGCAUCAUCAUUGCAGGGGAGUACGAAGGCGGAGCGAUCCUGACAUGGGAGAAGCCGUUCGGGUUGGAUGAGGAGACUGCGUAUAAGACAGGACGACUGGUUCCGUACUUGGAUAAGUUUGCGGUUCUCAAAAGUCGCCAAGGAAGCGGCGGAGUCGCUGACGUGGUCUUCAACGCCAUGGUCAGAGGCUGCUUCCCGGAAGGCGUCUGCUGGCGCAGCCGACAAGACAACCCCGUCAAUAAGUGGUAUUUCGAGAGAUCCUUGGGUACAUGGAAACUCAAGGACACUAACUGGACCAUGUUCUGGACUACGGCACAUCUUCCACUGAGCGACCCGAAGCUUUUAGAUUAUGAGAGUGUAUGUCGCCAUAUCGAACCAUCAUGGGCAGACACUAAGCCGCCCGACUAA
This is a messenger RNA of Colletotrichum orchidophilum, 1995 nucleotides long. RefSeq lists its product as uncharacterized. The transcript has 3 exons. Gene Ontology annotation, cellular component: mitochondrial matrix. The record is from RefSeq and is a predicted model, not a curated record. Gene Ontology annotation, biological process: L-arginine biosynthetic process. Lineage: Eukaryota; Fungi; Ascomycota; Sordariomycetes; Glomerellales; Glomerellaceae. The coding region runs from base 1 to 1995 and encodes 664 amino acids. Gene Ontology annotation, molecular function: arginine binding; L-glutamate N-acetyltransferase activity, acting on acetyl-CoA as donor.